AUGUCGAAUGAUAACGACGCACCAUUGCCCGAAGGAUGGGAGAUGAGAACCAGCCGUUCAACGGGCAUGACGUACUUUCUAAAUAUGUAUACUAAGAAAUCUCAGUGGGAGCGUCCCGAGGCCCCAGCUGACCCUGGUGAUGUACGAUGCAGCCACAUUCUUGUUAAACACGCUGAGAGCAGACGACCAUCAUCUUGGCGUGAAGAAACUAUAACGCGAACUAAAGAAGAAGCUCUGGAUCUACUCAAAAGUUACCGUAAACAAAUUGUUUCGAACGAUGCAUCGUUCACCGAUAUCGCUAUGAAGUAUUCUGAUUGUUCAUCGGCUAAACGUGGAGGUGAUUUGGGAAUGUUUGGUCGGGGUCAAAUGCAGCAAGCGUUUGAAGAAGAAGCCUUCAAAUUGAAAGUCGGACAGCUAAGCAAGCCGAUAGAGACGGAAUCCGGUUACCAUAUAAUAUUAAGGACGGUUUAA
This is a messenger RNA of Melitaea cinxia (Glanville fritillary), 471 nucleotides long. Its product is annotated as putative peptidyl-prolyl cis-trans isomerase dodo. Gene Ontology annotation, molecular function: protein binding; peptidyl-prolyl cis-trans isomerase activity. The record is from RefSeq and is a predicted model, not a curated record. Gene Ontology annotation, cellular component: nucleus; cytosol. The transcript has a single exon. NCBI's taxonomy places the organism in Eukaryota, Metazoa, Arthropoda, Insecta, Lepidoptera, Nymphalidae. Bases 1 to 471 code for a protein of 156 amino acids.